GCACAACACCAUACGGGCGGUGGCAUACGACCGAUCAGUGCAUUCAAGGCACUACUAGCCCACCAGUGGCACGUCUUCUGGUCGUCGCGUAGGCCAGGGCGACUUGUGCACCCCUCUGGUCGUCGAAACGCCGGAAGCUGCGACACUCGUCGUUUUCCUCUCGACGACAGCUCUUCAGACGGAUUCCUUCGCUCUGGCGCCCUCACGGAAUGCACAGCAGCCUGUAGCACACAUCAGUGGCGCUUCCUUGACGCACACCCCAGCACAGUGAGCCUCUCGUGUCGAGAGGCGCAUGCUCCUGGCCCUCUGUCGAGAUCGUCUACCUAUAGCGCUGCUUGUGACAGUAACAUCGCUGUCUGUAGCAGUAGGAGCCAUGGCCAAUACAACAACGCCAGGGCUGGCGAGCCUGAGCAAUACCUCAGCUGCUCAGGGACCUCAAGUGAAUAUCAAAGCGCUCGGCGGCAAGCUCGCCGUACUCGGGCAUUUCAGUGGCAUACAACUGUUCACGCCAAGUAAGACUGAUGCCGCAGGUCAAGCUAUCGGUUGGGCAUCGAACGGCGCAUCGACAUUCUUCAGCCGGACGACCGAUGGAGCGCUCACUCCACUAGGCUCUACGGACGCGCAGGGCAGCAUCAACACUAUCUGUACCUUUCCGAGCUCAGGACUCGUCGUUCUGGCGGGUCAUUUCGAGCAGAUACAAGGCGUUCCAGCGCUUAGCAUAGCAUCGUAUGAUCCCUCGACAAACGCGUUCUCAGCGCUCGGGACGGGCAUUGACGAUCCGAACGGCAGCGUGCUCACGCUUUACUGCGAUGAUGAGCAUCAGAUAGUUUAUGCAGGUGGUCAAUUUGCAUCACCUGGCGCGAGUAGCAAUAUUGCCGCAUGGACUUUCAACACCUCGACUUGGAGCGCUUUGCAAGGCUUGCCGACAGGGCUUUUCGAUGGGCAGGUCAAGAGCAUAUCGCCCUUCAUAGAUGGCACCUCACUGCUCAUAGGCGGCAAUUUCAGCGUGCCCUACGGGCCAGACUCGACGGCCACGAAAAUAAUAAGCCCGGAUGGCACUCCGCUCGUGCCUACAAUAAGCUCAGGGACGGGUUCUAGCUCUGCUACCAUUCCGAGUAUGUCUGGCAGCAGUUCUCCAGCCGGGCACAGUCAACCAGCUGGCAAUAAUGCAGCAUCGUCGACGUACGGUGGCGCAGCGAAUGCGCCUAGCGCGUCACCGGCGGCAGGUGGCACAUCUUCAAUCGGUGCUGAGCCCGCAAGCUCGUCCCAGAGCCCCAUCGCGUCCCUGGGCUCGUCUCUUGCGCCGGUAUCGAUUGCAUGCUCAGAGAUCUCCGGCGGACCCCCAACAGGCCAGACUGGCUUCUCGGAUCCAAACGCAAUAUCCUGUCCUGCUGGCGUCGAUGGUCCUGGCUCGACAUGGCUGCUUGCAGACGGCAGUCCUGGCAUGCUCACUGUAAGACUGCCCCAGACGGUCCAGGCUGGCGGACUCAGGCUAGGCAACACCUUCUUGGAGGGCCGCGGUCUUACCCAAUUCUCUGUCAUAGCGCUACCGAGCAGUCAAACUCUCACGCUGACUUACAACAGUGUACCGUCUGACCCCAAUUCGACGACCGAGACCUGCAACACCUCUUGUCCACUAGCGCACGACGCGUCGUUACCUUAUCAAGACUUCCUCUUUCCGCCAGGCACAGCCAUCUCUGGCUUUCAGCUCAAUAUGCAAGGCUGGGCAGGCCCCGGCGCAGGUCUGCAUCUAUUGCAGCUUCUCAGUACUGGCUCCGACGUCUACGCGUCUGGCAUACAAAGUUGGACCUGCUCGACGGGUAUUGGCGCUCAACGCGCAUCUUCAGACGUUCAGCUCAACACUGAUCUGACUCUCAGCAACCAUAUGAACAUUGCAGCGGACGAAUUGGCAGCAUUACCUUCAGCUGAGCUUGUCAUGACGCCCUACGUUGCUCAAUCGGGCAAUUAUGACCUCACCAUCAACGCGCCUCCCUGUGCUGCGUUGGGCCACUGUGAUCAUGCAGCCGUAACAAUUGCGGUUAUCAGCACAGCGACAGGCCACACGCUUGCGACGCAAUCCAUCUUAUUGCAGCCCCAAGCAAAGCUUUGGAAAGUCUAUUCUGGCUUUCUACGCACCAAUGAGAACGCAAAGCCGAUCUCAGUCGUUCUCAGGCCACAGUAUUCAGGUUCGCUCGUCAAAAGAGAUUUGAGAUCUGCUCUCAGCGCAACCAGUCUACACCUGAUGGCAGUAACGCCUAACGGAAGCUCAGCAAAUGCUGUCGGCUUGGCUCUAUUCCAGUAUGAUACAAGCAACGGCGUUCAAUCAGCGGACGGCGCUGUCAGUCAAUCGACACCAUUCGAUGAUAUCGGACUUGCAAUAAGCGCGGGGGCCAGCAUCACCAGUAUCGUGGUCGCAGAUGACAAUAAGCAUAUCUUGCUCGCUGGAGACUUUGUCUAUACCAACGCGUCAUCAGCCGCAAGCGAAUCAAUUUUAGUACUGUCUGCGAAUGCAGGUCCCAGUAGCAGCGACAGUGGGCUUCAAGGCUCAGUCGACAGCAUCGUCGCCUAUGCCGGCCAAGUCUUUGCCGCUGGUCAAUUCACUCAAACCUUCUCUGGCGCUCCAAGCAAUCUCGACGGUCUUGCGCAACGAGCCUACGCUUCUGAUUCUGAUGUCUGGGCCCCUUUGCCGUCAGGCGGUCCAUCGACUGCGCCUACCCUGCUAGCCAUCAGCUCCGAUGGACACGAGGCAGCAAUACUAGUCGCAAGCUCCGGUGCGCUGUCGAGCUUCAGUCCUGUUUCGGGCACAUGGAGCUCGGUGCACGCAUUGCUGCUCGGCAAUGUCACAGCAAUGUCUAGCAUGUCUACUGAUGCCUUUGACAAAUCAUCGCCCACUUAUCUUGCCGGCUCUAUCCGAGCAGCUUCGCAGAGCUCUGCAUCUCAGUCGGCAUUUCUCGAACAAACAUCGCAGGGGCGCAAUCAGCUCCUGCCGAUUGAAUCUUUGGGUCUGUCAGCAGCUACGAGCAGUCACGUCAAUGCGCUAGAGACGCUCGUCACACGCGCGCAGACUUUGAAGCAUUCUGUGCGCGCCUUCUCGCGUGAGCUCUUUGGCCACACCAGAAAUCUGCGCGCACGUGCCAGUAUACCCAGUGCACCAAUUCCAGCCAGUUUGUUCUCGAAUGUCAGCGCACCAGAAGUCGCUGCAGCUGUCUUCUGGUCUAAUCACUCGCAUGAGACGAUGAUCCUGGGCGGGGACUUUAUUGCGCAAGAUGGAUCAGUCAGUCUGCUAGCGUUCGACAUCCACACCAAUGCGAGUACUUCUUUUGGGCAAGCUAUUGUGGGAUCAGUCCGCUCGUUAAGCAUCACAGAGAAUUUACUUUACGUUGGUGGCGACUUUCACAAUGACGCAACAGGAAGUCAAGGCUUCUCAGCAUACGAGCUAAAUACGCUGCAAUGGUCUCCAAUGGCGCAAGCCUUACAGCCGUACGAUGCUUCGGACGUCAUCGUCAAUGCCGUGUCAUACAAUCCGCGAGAUCAGUCGACUGUGCUUGUCGGCGGUCUCUUCGAAUCAGCAGGCGCAAUGCCUUGCUAUAGCAUCUGCUCAUGGGACGAAAAUGCGAAGCAGUGGUCCAGCAUGCGCAACGGACUUCAGGGCUACGUGAGCGAUAUUGCUUGGGCGGUCAGCGGCAAGGAUGCCGUAGCGUAUGUUGUCGGAUCCUUCACGCUGAAUACAACAAGCAACAUCGCCCAGUGGGAUGCGCAGGCGGCCGAUUGGGCAAAUAUGCCACCUUCGGACCUGCCCGGACCAGCUUCAGCUGUUACGGUCGACGACUACCAGGUCGGCAAAGUCUUUAUUGCAGGCGCCUCGAGCGACGACGCGUUGCCCUACCUGUCCUUCUUCAACGGGCAAUCAUUCUUGUCUAUCGCAACGCCAUUCAGCAAUGGCGGCGUCAUCCAGCAUAUGUCUGUCCUGCCGAUGUCGAGCUUACACGAAAGCAACGGUCUGCUCGAGCAGGAUCGAAUGCUGUUUGUGACAGGAUACCUUCCCUCAGCAUUUGGCAAUCUUAGCGCUGCCCUCUUUGAUGGAGAUCAGUGGUACCCAUAUCUUCAAACGACCACAAGCGAUGGCACAAUUGGCGCCAUAGCGUCGCUCUCAUUUCCAGCGCCGCUUGAUUCACUCUUUUCGCAUCAUCGUUUGUCGGAUGCAGCCAUUAUUGCUAUCUCAAUCGCUAUUUCCCUUGGCGUCAUCAUGGCCGGCGUGUCCUUCAUCCUUGGCAUCCUUGCAUUGAUCACGAGCAGACAACGCAAGCAAGCGCAAAAGCACAAGGCUCUCCGUGACGCUGAUAUGAGCAAAAGUCCAGUGGUGAUAGCAUCGAUGAAGGCGAUGGCGGCGCAGGCGAUCGCAAGCGGCAAGGAGGAUAAUGAGAGCUGUGCCAGCUCGAUCAUGACAGCUGAGCCGGACGAAGCCGUCCGGCAAACAAGCGCAGAGGAAGACAGCCCGCCGGUCGUUAUGCAUGCGCGGUGCGCAUUUGACGCAGAAGUACCUGGCGAGCUGUCCCUAGCAGAAGGCGAGGAGGUCAUCGUCCUUCAGGGACAAGCCAACGAGCAGUGGGUUUACGUCGCUUCGGACACGGGCAAUGGCAUUGUACCUAGAAACCACCUGUUGUGAUAUCUUUAAUCGAUCUGUUGAACGUCUGCGCAGGUCUGCUGCAUCGAACGCUGCCUCUCAGCCAGAAUGUUCUCGCCAGUCGUGCAGAGUAUGGAUUCGACAGUCAGAACGGAUUGGUCGAGAGUCGCGUCGGCAGCAUGCUGAAUAUCAAACGACAGACCCUUCGCGAUGCGAUUCGCAUCUUGGUCGCAACGCAGCAUGGCUUUCGUCCAGC
Mixia osmundae IAM 14324 is the source of this 4880-nucleotide messenger RNA. RefSeq lists its product as uncharacterized. The record is from RefSeq and is a predicted model, not a curated record. Gene Ontology annotation, cellular component: plasma membrane of growing cell tip. The coding region runs from base 374 to 4666 and encodes 1430 amino acids. Gene Ontology annotation, biological process: positive regulation of establishment of bipolar cell polarity regulating cell shape. The transcript is spliced from 4 exons. Lineage: Eukaryota; Fungi; Basidiomycota; Mixiomycetes; Mixiales; Mixiaceae. Gene Ontology annotation, molecular function: protein binding.